Venustampulla echinocandica is the source of this 1047-nucleotide messenger RNA. RefSeq lists its product as uncharacterized. The record is from RefSeq and is a predicted model, not a curated record. Bases 1 to 1047 code for a protein of 348 amino acids. NCBI's taxonomy places the organism in Eukaryota, Fungi, Ascomycota, Leotiomycetes, Helotiales, Pleuroascaceae. The transcript has 2 exons.
AUGCUUCUGGACAACAGUUCGCUGAAGUAUACCAAAACAUUUGAUCUGGCCAUUCCGCGGCACUCACGCAAGGAUACUGGUUAUACAGAGGGUGAGUUGAGCGAACUUUACAAUAAGGGUGUACAGGCCCUUCUGGCGAGCAUGCCGGGAUUGACUUAUUUCUCCUGGGAAGACGUGACACUGUACACAACUACCAUAUCAACUCUACACCAAAAAUGUCCAAAUAUUCGAUCGUUGAUCAUUCACAACGAAGAGCAUAUCGAGGAAAAGCUAGGGCUGAUAGACAAUUUUGACUUUAAUGAUGGGUUUCAUGAAAGGCAAGCAUUGUUUGCCACGCAGGAUCUCUCGCUCUUCUCCAACCUGGCUGAACUCGAAGUCUACGGAAUCUACGGUGAUCUCAACCGUGUCAGGAAGGAUCUCGUAGAAGUUUUGCUCAAGUCACCAACUUUGAGAACACUAGGCCUGUCAAUCAGCGCUGAUACUGUGGAACGGCUCAACUUCGAAGGGACAGUAGCCAAGAACAUGGAGUAUCUAUUGUUCUCAAAGGCAUUAUGCGAUGAAUACGUAGCUGCAGGUGGCAGACCUCUCCGAUUGCAGAAGUUAGUGUUUGGCCUCAGCCUCAUCGUGUGGCAGCCAGGGAGCUAUCUUGCUAGCUUGGUCGACCUCGAAAGCUUGGAGGACGCGUAUAUCUCUAACCAAGGCCAUGAUGUUGCAAUAUACUUUCAAGAAGAAGACAACAUUGCAUGGAGUCUGUUCACACCCAAUCAAUGCCCUAAUCUGAGCACUUUUGGCGUUCAUGAUGUCACCAAAAGAGUUAAACGGUGGGUGGAUGCACUCGAACCGGGAUAUAUACGGCAAUUCAGGACAGAAUGGUCAACUGAAUAUGACUUGAAUGAUGUUGUGUCAAAAUUGGAAGGCGCUCAUACAUCAUCUAAAUCGAAGAUGAGCAUGGUAACUUCUCAAACGGACGACUUCCAGCUUGUGAAAAUACGAGGUGUUCAGGCUCUUGCUAUCAAUAUCAGAUCUCCACACCAAGAGAUCAACUAG